This is a messenger RNA of Suricata suricatta (meerkat), 3133 nucleotides long. It is a transcript of the gene EAF1, whose product is annotated as ELL associated factor 1. The transcript has 6 exons. Gene Ontology annotation, cellular component: super elongation complex. The record is from RefSeq and is a predicted model, not a curated record. NCBI's taxonomy places the organism in Eukaryota, Metazoa, Chordata, Mammalia, Carnivora, Herpestidae. Bases 242 to 1318 code for a protein of 358 amino acids. Gene Ontology annotation, molecular function: transcription elongation factor activity. Gene Ontology annotation, biological process: regulation of transcription elongation by RNA polymerase II; positive regulation of DNA-templated transcription.
CGCUCGGGGGAAACUAGGCCGCCCCGGCCGCCAGAGCCUGCGGGGAGCUGGCCACGCUGGCACGAGUUCAUCUAGCUCGCCGCGCUCGGGCUCACCGUCAUCAGUUCUUACACUCACCUCGACGGGUAGGGACGGACGCACUCAGCCCUCGACCCGUCCCGGCCUCGGAAGUAAAAAUCAAGGAGCUCCGGCCCCGGGACGAACCCGCCUCAGAAACCUUUCCCGGCGGAAUCCUUCGGCCAUGGCCCCGCCCCCGCCACUUCCGCCACGCACCCAGAGGGCCCUCCCCGACGCCGGAAGUCCCGCGGCCCUGCUUCCGCGCAAUCCUCUCCCACCCCGCCGCGGAGGAGAGGACCUGCUUCCGGCCCCGUGUGGGUGCCGGCUCCGCUCGCCGUGCGUUCCCGAGCGCUGUUCUGGGAGCUUCGUUUCCCCGGACGCCGGUGUCGGAAGCUCGGGUCGCGGCUGCGCCAGGAGAGCGCCGGUCCGGGCGCUAGGCUCGUGCGGGGCCAUGAACGGGACCGCGAACCCGUUGCUGGAUCGCGAGGAACACUGCCUGCGGCUUGGGGAGAGCUUCGAGAAGCGGCCGCGGGCCUCUUUCCACACCAUUCGCUAUGACUUUAAGCCAGCAUCUAUAGACACUUCCUGUGAAGGAGAGCUUCAGGUUGGCAAAGGAGAUGAAGUCACAAUCACACUGCCACAUAUCCCUGGAUCCACACCACCAAUGACUGUGUUCAAGGGGAACAAACGGCCGUAUCAGAAAGACUGUGUGCUUAUUAUUAAUCAUGACACUGGUGAAUACGUGCUGGAAAAACUCAGUAGCAGCAUUCAGGUCAAGAAAACAAGAGCUGAGGGGAGCAGUAAAAUCCAAGCCCGGAUGGAACAGCAGCCCACUCGUCCCCCACAGCCAUCUCAGCCGCCGCCGCCGCCACCACCGCCUGUGCCAUUCAGAGCUCCGACAAAGCCUCCAAUUGGACCCAAAACUUCUCCCUUGAAAGAUAACCCCUCACCUGAACCUCAGCUGGAUGACAUCAAAAGAGAGCUGAGGGCGGAGGUUGACAUUAUUGAGCAGAUGAGCAGCAGCAGUGGGAGCAGUUCCUCAGACUCCGAGAGCUCGUCGGGGAGCGAUGACGACAGCUCCAGCAGUGAGGGUGAGGACACCGGCCCGGUGUCCCCCCCACAGCCUGCCCUCCAGCAGCCCUCCAGCGGCAGGCCGGCCGUCGCCAACGGGACCAGCCGGCCACAAGGAAGCAACCAGCUCAUGAACACUCUCAGAAAUGACUUGCAGUUGAGUGAGUCUGGCAGUGACAGUGAUGACUAGAGCCGGAUCUUUCGAAAUCUUCUCGGUGCACAGAUCUGCUGCCGGACUGGGCCACGCUCGCACGGAGCCCACUGCCGAGAGGGACGCGCUGUGCAUCCGUGACUGUAGUGGGAGCGUGAGGCUCUGGAGGUCUCCGAUACUCAAGUCUUUAACUUAGUGGUGAUGGGUGAUUUUUCCUGUAAUUUUUGAACAAUCUCAUGUUGCAAAGUAGAUCUGUAGAAGAACUAACAGAAUUACAUUUCUAUUUGGUUAACGCUGUUAAUGAAAAACAGACAAAUGUGCGCUGGUCUAGGUUACUCAAAGGCCAUAAUCUUAACCAGGCCAGUGAUUCAGUUGUAAACCUCAGCAGCCACCAGUUUGGCCAAGUGGUCUGCGUCAGUGAAAUGACACCUGGUCUUUGAGGGGUGGAAGAGAGAGGGAGACCUCAAACUGCCGCAUAGAAGUAUUUUAAAACCACUUUAAACUGUUGAGACGAAGUGGUGAGGAAGUUUUGUCUGACCCAGCCUGACAAGCCUGUGUAGAAAUGGACUUGGGGAGGGAGUCCUAGAGUGCCUGCUGGGCAUGACCCGGCACUCCGCUAGUUCAGCCUCCUCACUCACAAAUAAGGAGAGAGAGCAGCGCGCAGCAGCUGGUCCAUGGCCCUCCUCUGGCUUCCCGCCGCCCCGCUGUGCCUGCUGCUCCGCCCUUGAAGCUCAGUAACUGGAGCCGGAGAUCCUCAUUCAUGGGACUUCACUCUUAUUGGAUUCCAAAAGACAAAGUGUUGGGUACUUCUGGCUCAAAUUCAGAUCCAAAAAGUCCCUAAAUACAUGAGGCUGGGUGAGCAGAUUAAACCAGCAGCCACUGGCUGACACAUGAGAUUCAGUGAAAUUGGGACUUUUAAUUCCACGUAGAUCCACGCUGAGUGUUCUCCGUUCAGUGAAUUUCAGUGGGGGUGUGGGAGUGGGAGAGAGGCGUAGUGAAGGAACCUUUCUGAACAGAAGAACCAGCAGCAGAAUCUAGAUAGGAGUUCUGUAAUAUGAAAGGAGCACAUUCUUAGGUAAGGUAUUUCUCUUCAUGCCUUUGUACCACUGUUUGUGCCUGACUCCCAGACUGACUUGUAUUUUUGAUUAACAACUAGAAGAAAGUCACGAGAUUGCCUUUUGCAGUGGGCAGUUUCCAGAUGAAUCUGUUGUUACAGGAAACUGGUCACUAGUAAAUGUUCCAUAUUGAGUGGAUGAGUGAUAAAUGAUCCUGUGAUUGGAAUGGAGUAGCCUAUUUCUGUAAUUUGAAUGGAUACAAUUUGAAUGUCCUGAGAAAUUCCCAUUUACUUUGGCUCAGUGAGUAUCCAGAACAUGGAAAAUGACUUUCUUUCCUUGGGUUCUUCCACUGAAAGACGGCCUCUGCUUCCCCAGCUAGCGGGUGGAAGCAGUCUGGACCUAGAAAGGAAUUAGAUGAUUCACGGUGGGGGCUUUGGUGAGAGGUGCACCUUAUGGAGUCACCUGUUCCGUGCGCAGCGGCUCCCGUGGGCCAGGAGCCAUCAUCCAGCACGCAUGCGUACCGCCCCCCAAGUAUGGGUCACUGGGACACACUGGCACUCUGUGGUGGCUUCUCAGCCCAUCACGAGGUUUCAGUGGAUUUAAUGGCAGGUAGGAAUUUCUUCAUAAUGAAUUGAUAAUUGCUUUAUAAUUCCUUGCUAAUGACGGCUCAGGGAAGGUAAAGGUCAUGAUUGGGAGACUUGAAUUGUUACUGGAUGUGGGGAAUUGUUUCACUGCUCUUAACUUGCUCAAGCUGGGGCAGGUUCCAGGAACUUGAACUAAAAAUAUCUAUUUAAGCCUC